UAUAAUUUGCGUCUAGUUCACAAGUGAUUGCUUUCUUGCGUCUUAACGCUUACUAAGCAGGUUUUAGUCUCAAAGGAAGUGCUACUUGAAGAGUUAUCAGCUUUGCAGCUCCUGUUGAAUAUUUAAGAGGUCUCGUGUCCCUAUCUGCAUGGGUAGAGGAGCUGUUGUAGUUUAUAGAGCAAUUUGUGGCACCUGCAUGCCAAUCAGAAAGCAUUUGUUAUGAGGUCAAGACAAACAUUACAUUGCCGUCGCUCUACAUUCAGAAAUUGUGUGUGAUGGGUGUCGGACAUGCAAUACCGAAUUCUAAAAUAGAUAAACUGCUUUAUAACGGCAUAGUGAUAGUUACUAAAUCUCAAAAUUACAGGUUAUAUCAUAAUUUUUCUUGUUUAACGUAAGAGAUCAGUUUUGUUAAUCCCAAAAUCCACAAAUACGUAUAUUUUCCUUCAAAAUUACCCACUCUCAAAACUUAUGUCAGAAAUGGCUCAUAAACGUUUCCCACGUUUCCAACCUAUCUACGUUAGGUUAAUCACACUGAUUCGAAAUGCACGCGCUAUUUGUUAGGCAAAUAUUUGUAAUGAUAAUCGGAUACGUGAUCCAAUUCGCCGUCUCUGUGAACUGAGCGUAGAUUGCUUUGUAGUAAACACGUAAUGAAGUUAUCACACACAAUUAUGCUCUAUUUAUGCGGGAUUCUUUUACGCUAUUUUUCUUUAUUGAAUGGGUCUCUUUGAGGGAUAGGAGGAAGUCUUGAGUGAAAAAGGUUGGCACGUGAACGGGAUAUUAAGUUCCAUGGCGGUGCGUGUGAAGUUCCAUUGUUCUAUGUAAUGUACUUUCUUGUUGAUAAUCCGCUUGAUGGCGAGUUCACCGACUCACACGGACUGGUGACCAGUCCCUGCCGACACGUGAAUCGAGUUAUCAACGACAAAACGAUACGACACUUCCUCGCACAAUGACUCGGUUCAGAACGGAGGUGGCCUAUCAAACGAUAAUAGAAUAUGAUCAACCGAAGGGGCCUGGGCAGUCGUGCGACGUUCUGCGCAGAUAUAUUUGACAUUCGAAAAAAGCUUGAAACUGUGAGUGUAGACAUUUUUGCGAGUCACCGUUUCGCAGAGUGCAUUUCGCAAUAAAAUAUAAUGGUUGAUUUCUGCGCUGUUACGGGUAAAAGUGCUUUUAGAGGGAGUGUUACGUAAUACGGACUGAGUGAUAUGGUAGGUGUGAGUGAUAAAAACUAUUUGAAGGUGCCACUGAAUGUACACGAUGUACUUCGCUUAAAAGUUACAGUGUUAAGUGUGUAGUUGUAUAUCGCAUUUUAAGUUAACGUGUUGUUUCCAUUGUCGCGUUACUGUGAGCUAAUUUAGUUUUACAUUUUGAAAGCAAGUUUAUUUGAGUGCAAAUAUAAAGAGUUUAUCUAACUGUGUUGUAUGUUUUUCGUGAGAGAGUGAAAAAUAAAAACAUUUGUACGGGGAAUAAUAGUGCAUCGUAUUAAUUUUAUAGUUUUGUGACAGAUUGUUAUUUGCACCAGCAGGGACGGGCCACGGACGACUCUGGUGAACAUGACCUAGUGCCCCAUGACAUCGGCACACCCUUCGCCCCCACACCAUAAUCGCUUGCCGACCUGACACGCACACACACUCACACGUUAUCCAGAAUGGUGCCGCGUUGGCUCGUGGUGUGCUGCGUGGUGCUGUGCGCGCGGCCGGCGCACCCGCAGGGCGCGCAGCAGUGCCCCGCGCCCAACACCAUCACCCCUUGCAGCUGCACCGUCAAGAAGAACGGGCUCGACAUACUCUGCGAGUUUACUGAACAGCAGCAUAUACAGAAGGCGAUGAACACACUCCGCUCGAAGCCGAUGAUAAUCUUCUACUUGAAGCUCCGCCACAACAACCUGGCCAAGCUACCGUCAUACAUAUUCCUGGGGCUAGACAUCCGCCACCUGACUGUACAUAACAGCAGCUUGGCUGUUAUAGAAGACUCGUCACUAAGCUCAAUUGGUAACAAGCUGACACAGCUGGACGUGUCACAAAACAGCCUGGCGACGAUACCGACCUCGUCCUUUACGCAUCUCAAUCACCUGCUCAUCCUGAACAUGAACCAUAAUAAGGUGACAGCGGUACACAACAGGGCAUUCAUGGGUCUUGACACGCUUGAGAUACUUACGUUGUACGAGAACAGGAUAUCUGUUGUCGACGGAGAGGCUUUCAAGGGACUAGAGAAAAAACUAAAACGGCUGAAUCUUGGCGGUAACGACUUGACAGCAGUGCCGCAAAAAGCUCUGGCUUUACUCGAGAAUUUGAAAAAGCUAGAAAUGCAGGAGAAUCGUAUCGCAUCUAUUUCGGAAGGCGACUUUGCAGGUCUACGGAGCCUAGAUUCUCUAGGUUUGGCUCACAACCAGCUCCGCGAAGUACCCGCUCAGGUAUUCUCGCAUCUGACUUUCUUGAACUCAUUGGAGCUGGAAGGAAAUCUAAUCCAAAGGAUUGAUGAAAAAGCCUUUGCUGGACUUGAAGAAAACCUGCAAUACCUCCGCCUUGGAGACAACCGUCUGCACGAGAUACCAUCGGAAGCUCUUCGUCCAUUGCAUCGUUUGCGUCACUUGGACCUAAGAUCCAACAACAUAACCUAUAUCAGCGAAGACGCAUUCACUGGCUAUGGAGACUCCAUCACGUUCCUGAACAUGCAAAAAAAUAUGAUCCACCAACUGCCGACAAUGGGCUUCGAUAAUCUGAACUCCUUGGAGACUCUCAAUCUUCAGAACAAUAAGCUGCAGCACAUCCCUGAAGAGAUAAUGGAACCGAUUUUGGAUACACUCCGAGUUGUUGAUAUUAUGGAUAACCCGCUGAUAUGUGACUGUGAGCUGGCAUGGUAUGAGGCCUGGCUGGCAGGCUUGCGAGACAGAGACGAUGAGAUGAUGCAGAAGAAGCGCACUGUUUGCACCAUGGUCAACGAGCACCGGGAAUACAGCGUCGCUAAGAUGCCUCUCGAGAAGAUGAACUGUAAACGAAAACCGGCGUACGGGCGCACCUCGGCGGCGCCCCCCUCCUGCCCCGCCAUCAGCUUCGCGGCCAACGCCCUCCUCGUGGUCGCCGCCAGAUGGCUCUAGAAUAGUCGUAACAUAAUGUUUCAUUAGUUAAUCCUAAUUUAAUUUCUUGCGAAAGGUUAACCUCGCGCCAACUGUGGCCGGAUGGCGCGAAGCGUACAAUUCGCAACGUUUGUAUUUUUCGUUGAAAACUUUGUAAAGUGAUGAAUUUGUGCAAUAAACUACGAUACAUAUCAAUUUUGGGCUGAUAAACAAAAUUAUGUAGAUAUACGGAGCGGUAGCUUGGUAAGUGAAGAUGGUCGUUUUUCAAGAGCGGUAAGUUAGUGGUACAGUAUUUUUACAAGUAGAAAAUCUUCUAACGGUAUGCCUUACUAAAUAGUAAUGUUCCAAAAUGUAGGUAACUACACGUUCUAACACCAGGCAUUCUAGCAUUAGUAGGUAUCACUGAAGGUGUGUAUUUGAGGGACUCGAGCUGAGCUAGCUAGUCGGUUACCAUGCGAAUCGAUCGAUUUCAGAGGUCAGGCCUUGGAUGGGUGACCAUUCUUUACGCAUCGAGUCCCCCUCCGUGCCCCGGAGAGCACGUUAAGCCGUUUCAAAUACAAUUGUACGACAGUCGUUAGUAUAGCCUGCCAGCCGGUCUAACUUCAGGAGACCAGGACCCAGUGGUUUGGUUGCGGAGGUCACUUUUCUGGUACUCCGUUCAACUUCUGAUAUCCAGCUGGAUCUAGUUAGACUUUACGCCAAACCUAACAUAGUUGGGGAAAGGCCAGGCUGGAGAUAUCUGCUUCACUGUCUUAAUGAUCGUAGCAUGCCCUUAGCAUGAAAGAAACUUAAGUAAAUAUGUAAAAAAUGUGAUUUCACGAUGAGCUAGGUAUUUUACACAAUCUUUAGCAAUGAACAUUUUAAUUUGAAAAAUUUACACUUCCCAUGAAUUUGAAUGAGAAUUUCUAAUAUUUUUUAUCGUUUACCCCUUACGAUGUAAAACCUAUUAGUAAGCUUUUACGUAUUUACAAUGUUGACUAUUACGAUAUUAUUCUAUGGUACCUACAUGUAAGAGGGGCUGGGGUUCAGGUAUUACCUCGUACUAUAUAUUUAUACUUCUCUUAUAUAGCAAGUGAAUGUUACCCAGUUGAAUAUAAUACUUACGCUGAUAUUUAUUUUCAAGCAUUUAGCUUCGAAAUGGAUACGAAUAUGUUAUCUUGAUUAUUAUAUUACAUAGCCCAUAAAAUAAAUGUUCUAUUUGAUGUAGAGUUAGUAAUUAAUAGUAAACUAAGUGUUAGAUGAAAUUCAGUAAUUUCAGUGGUUAUUAUUUUUGGGUGUUUUGUUUAUUUGUAGUUCUCGGCGGAUAAAUUAUUUUAUUAUUAGUCCGGGAUUAUUUUUUAUUAAUAAGGGUUUAAUUGGAUAUUUAGGUUUUUAAGUAAAGUUUGGGAAGCUUUAUAACAUAUUGUUUUAUCCUCGUAGCUUUAAAUUAUUUUAAGUUCAUUUAAUACUCGAUGUAUGUUUAUAGUUUAUUGUUAGUAAGUAGAGAAGUAAUAAAUGUGACUUUGAACAUAUUUCCUUUGUUAUGUUGGCGACCUUAAUCUAAAGACAUCAAAAAUCAUUAUGAACCUUAUUGGUCCCAGCCUUUAUAAAAGAGAAAAAUGUUCGGAGCCCUGUGAUUAACAUAAAAUCAUUAUCAAGUGAUAAACAUGUAACCUAAAACAUAUCCUUUAGUCUGAAUUAUUAAUGAUAAGAAUAUUUAUGAUAUACAAUACUUAAAUUGAAUAUAUUUGGAUAAGUAAAUCGAACCUUGGAUUUUUGGACAUGGAUUGAGUAUUAGACGGGUUUCUCUACGAAACUACGAAACUGGGAGGUUUUUUAAUACAUUAUAUACUCACGCACUUUAGUGCUGACACAUUUACACUAAAAGUGUCCUUCGAAUUUCGUAAUUUUGGGAAAAAGGUAAGAAGUUUGGUCGACUAGUGUUUGGAACUGUUUUGAGCCGCUGUGCAUACAGCCAUUUGGAAUGACAUUAAAGCAAUACUUUUUAAUAAUUACAAUUUAAAAUCGUCAAAUUAUAUAAAUGAAACUUAAAUUAUUAAUCGGCUGGAAAAUAUCACAAUUAAAUCCAGGAUUCGCGCUGUCUCUACAAGUUGAUACAGAAACGUGGUCGGAAAAAAAAAUUGGGCGAACAGAGAAUACCUAUAUAAAAAACUGGAACUUUCCAUACUUAUUUUGAUCACGUUGAUCG
Trichoplusia ni (cabbage looper) is the source of this 5261-nucleotide messenger RNA. RefSeq names its product slit homolog 1 protein. NCBI's taxonomy places the organism in Eukaryota, Metazoa, Arthropoda, Insecta, Lepidoptera, Noctuidae. Gene Ontology annotation, molecular function: protein binding. Gene Ontology annotation, cellular component: plasma membrane. The record is from RefSeq and is a predicted model, not a curated record. The transcript is spliced from 11 exons. The coding region runs from base 1646 to 3094 and encodes 482 amino acids.